Molecule: messenger RNA, 936 nt
Organism: Cylindrotheca closterium
Lineage: Eukaryota; Bacillariophyta; Bacillariophyceae; Bacillariales; Bacillariaceae
Source: the annotation of a GenBank genome assembly
AUGAAGCUCCUCCGCUCCCUUCUCUUGACAGCUCUUCUUUGCAGCACUUCCAUUGCAGCAAGCGAACCAUCCUCUAACAAGCAAAAGCUUGUAGCCCACAAAAUGGAUCCUGCUGCUGUAAACAUUACCACCAACCAAGUCUCUGAAGAGAACAGUAUCGAUGACAACAACACUGCCUCCAUCUCCAAGUCAAAGUUCAAGAACAAGAACAACAACAACAACAACCACGUGGUCCCUGAACCAACUCUCGAGCGCAAGCCUGUGCAGGUUCAAGUCAAACUUGGAAACAUGGACCCUGAGGAUCUCAGCGCUGAGGAGACCAUGUAUUUCGAGUCGGCUCUUCGAAAGGCCAUUCAGCUUGCCCAAGACCAGCACCAGGGGCAAGAUGAAAAGCAUGGAGAAGAACAGGUCACGAUUGGCGCCAUUCUUGUGGAAAAUGGACACGGGACUCACCAACACGAUGGUGGUCGAAACUUGCGCGGUGAUCGAUCUCUAUGGCUAUCCUAUUCAUUCUUCAACGUUUGGACCAUCAUUGAAACCUUUCGUUGCCGCUUUUGCUUUUCCGCUCCUGCUGCUGUUACUGUUUCUGAAGAAGACGAUGAUGAUGAUGAUGAUGACUACGUUGCGCCCGCUUAUGAUGACUACUAUUUCGAUAGUAGAGCCUACUACGACCAAUGGAAAGAAGACAUGAAUACAUACACUCGAGCACCCACUCCUGCUCCUACCCAGAGACCCACAUACGAAAUGGAUGAGUGGGAGAAAUGUCAGGCCAACAACAUGGUGCUAGGUAUCUAUGGUGGUUGUCGUCGCAAGUUGGGAUCUUCCGAGAAUUCCAAUACCAGCUUGGAAGAUAUUUUGUGUGGUUUACUUCGUGAGGGACCUCAUGAAUGCUUCCAUUCGGUGGACGAGUGUACAUUGGAGGUUUCCGAGUGGUAA